AUGAACUUAAAGUAUCGAGAUCCAGAAACACUCUCUUCAGAAGAAGAGGUGCACCAAAAUAUUGACACGAGAAGCUAUAGAAAGUUCAUAAAAGAAACACGGCUUCAAAGAUUAAAUGAACUUAAAACCAAAAAACAUCUAAGCCAAGAAGAAACCAAAGAGCUUCAAGAACUGGAAUAUAAGUUCUUACCCGUUGACAGAGAGGUAUCAGAAGAAUCAUUUAGGACAUCCAAGGAUGAUACAGAGGCUGAUUAUACAGACGAUUUAAUAUGGAUAUUGCAUAAUAACACCGUAAGGGAUUUCAUUGACUAUAUGGAUAAGAAAAUAAUCAGUCUUGAGGCUUUUGAAGAGUUGGUAUAUUUAAAUAUUAGUGAAAUGAUCAAGAUUGGAAACGAUGAAAUGGGCUUUGAAUUUUGUAAGAUUGGGUUGAUGGCACGGUGGGCAAGAGAAUUUGGGAGGUGCUAUCUUCUCAAGUUUGAGGAUGAUGAAGAAAGGUUUAACGAAAUUGUUGAAGAACAUUACAAAACUUCAAAAAGUGUAAUUUUGAACAUGCGAAAUGAUGACGUAUAA
Messenger RNA from Vittaforma corneae ATCC 50505, 570 nucleotides. RefSeq lists its product as uncharacterized. The coding region runs from base 1 to 570 and encodes 189 amino acids. The transcript has a single exon. NCBI's taxonomy places the organism in Eukaryota, Fungi, Microsporidia, Nosematidae. The record is from RefSeq and is a predicted model, not a curated record.